Molecule: messenger RNA, 2286 nt
Organism: Heterocephalus glaber (naked mole-rat)
Lineage: Eukaryota; Metazoa; Chordata; Mammalia; Rodentia; Bathyergidae
Source: RefSeq, a predicted model, not a curated record
GGGGUGUCUGCAUUGCCUUCAGUGCUGUCCUGCUCCCCACCUUGCUCAGCCUCCACGCAAACGGUCCCAGGUGUCUCUGGGCGUCCUCUGGUGUGGUCGCUGCUGCGGUGUGGUCGGCCUGAGCCUGGAAGUGCAGAGUCCAAGCAGAGCUCUGUCGGUGUCAGAUACACUCUUCGUGUCAGAUACAGUACAGUGCUGCUAAUGUCAGACGUGGGGUGAAAAAGUGAAUACCCUGGCCUUGAGGCUCCAUCAGCUGCUGAACCCUCUGAAACUCAGAGGCCUGGCUCAGGUCACCAUGAGAAGUCCUUAAAGGAAGAAAUCUGAGUCAGAGAAGCAGGUCUGGGCCAAGGUCUAAAGGGCAGUGGCCCCAGUGGUGGUGGCAGCGGCGGUACGAACGGGACUUCUUUCAGCUACACAUUCCACGGAGACCCACAUGCUAUGUUUGCGGAGUUUUUCGGUGGGAGAAAUCCCUUUGACAACUUUUUUGGGCAGCGGAAUGGGGAAGAAGGCAUGGACAUUGAUGACCCGUUCUCUGGCUUUCCCAUGGGCAUGGGUGGCUUCACCAAUAUGAACUUCAGUCGCUCCCGCCCUGCCCAGGAACCUGCCCGAAAGAAGCAAGAUCCCCCUGUCACCCACGACCUUAGGGUCUCCCUUGAAGAGAUCUACAGUGGCUGUACCAAGAAGAUGAAAAUCUCCCACAAGCGGCUCAACCCCGAUGGAAAGAGCAUUCGAAACGAAGACAAAAUCCUGACCAUCGAAGUGAAGAAGGGUUGGAAAGAAGGGACCAAAAUUACCUUCCCCAAGGAAGGAGACCAGACCUCCAACAACAUUCCGGCUGACAUUGUCUUUGUUUUAAAGGACAAGCCACACAAUAUCUUCAAGAGAGAUGGCUCUGACGUCAUCUAUCCUGCCAGGAUCAGCCUUCGGGAGGCUCUCUGUGGCUGUACGGUGAACGUCCCUACUCUGGAUGGCAGGACCAUACCCGUCGUGUUCAAAGAUGUCAUCAGGCCUGGCAUGAGGCGGAAAGUUCCUGGAGAAGGCCUCCCCCUCCCGAAGACACCCGAAAAACGAGGAGACCUUGUCAUCGAGUUUGAAGUGACUUUCCCAGAAAGGAUUCCACAGACGUCUAGAACCAUCCUUGAGCAGGUUCUUCCCAUAUAGCCAGCUGUGUUCCUGAGGACUGACAGGGACCUUUCCAGAGCUCAAGGGUCUCCAGACCAUGCCCCCCACCCCUACCUGUGGAUGUGCAAGGGCGGGAGGACCCAGGGAGGGCUAUUGUGCUGCUCGGUGUUUCCAGAGAAUAUAUUGCAAUCUGUAAAAGUUGUGCUUGGGUGGUUUUUCCAGCGACGGGGUGGCAAGUGCUGGGGCCAGCAGGAAAAGGCAUCCAGUCUGCCCUGCUGGGUCCCUCAGCCCUCCUGGUGUGGGCCCAUCCUCUGCUCCUCCUGCCCCUGCUCAGCCUGGGUGAGAGGUGGGUCCACAGCUGGACUUGAUCCCUUUGCUUCCAGCUGUGAGGCAAGUGCCAGAUCCUGUGCACUCCAGUCGCUGUUGUGUGAUGAGUUCCUGUUUUAUUCUCUAUUUGUCUCUCCCGCCUUGUUCUUCCCCUGAAGAAUCCUGUCUUCUCUUUGGCCACCUCAAAUUGAGAACCUGAACCAACUGCAGAACUGCCUGGCUGGCACCACGAGCAAUACCUUGUCCCGGCAGGACCAAAGGCACCGGCCUCCAGUGAACAAAUCUCGAAGCUCUCUCUUCCCCAGGGUUCUGGGGAACCUGGCCAGAGCCAGAUCCUCACCUGCAGCUCCUGUGAAGCCCACUUCAUUGACUUCUGGGUUACAGUCUGUGCCUGCUCCAGAAGGAGAUCCUCUGGUGUGCCUGGGGCUUACCAGUGGCCCAGGAAAUUUUUUGUUUAAUGGACUCUGGACUCUCAAAGGGAUCUGAUCCUUUUGAAUUUUGCACAGCCCUAGAUAUAAUCCCUUUUGAUAAAAGGGUCUUUGCUUCUGAUUACAGGAGCACUGUGGAUCGUCUGUAAAUAUGUUUUUAUAAUUCCAUGUACAGUUGGUGUGCACUCAGAAAUAGUCCACGGCAGCUGAUCCUCUUUGUACAGGGCCAUAAUGGAUUUCAGAAGAAACCUUGUGGGUGGGGAGAGGUCAGAAUGAAACCGUCUGUUCUCUGGAGACCAGUCUGGUGCUCAGACCUUUAGAUUCAUUGUACAUUGCCACUGCCAACACAGACCAAAGUGUGUGACUUGUCAUGCAGCAUGACAGCAUUAAAGACUGAUGCUAAACUUCG